UGGCGGGACCCUGAGGGCUUUACCAGCAACUACCCCAGUGUUGUGGAGGGUUCUGCUGCUUCGGAAGCUCGUAAGGCCGGAGCUCUACUCUUCUCCAAAAGAAGAGCCCAGAGAAGGUCCUUUUCUACAAAUAUCAGAGCCAUGGCUCAGGAGUCAGUGAUGUUCAGUGAUGUGUCCAUAGACUUCUCUCAGGAGGAGUGGGAAUGCCUGAAUGAUGAUCAGAGAGAUUUAUACAGAGAUGUGAUGUUGGAGAAUUACAGCAACCUGGUUUCAAUGGGGCAUUCUAUUUCUAAACCAAAUGUGAUCUCCUACUUGGAGCAAGGGAAGGAGCCCUGGUUGGUUGACAGAGAGCUAACAAGAGGCCAGUGGCCAGUCCUGGAAUCAAGAUGUGAGACCAAGAAAUUAUUUCUGAAGAAAGAAAUUUAUGAAAUAGAAUCAACCCAGUGGGAAAUAAUGGAAAAACUCACAAGACAUGAUUUUCAGUGCUCUAGUUUCAGAGAUGAUUGGGAUAUCCAGUUUGAGAAACAACUCAGCUCUCAGGGGGGACAUUUCAAUCAAUUGGUAUUCACUCAUGAAGAUCUGCCCACUUUGAGUCAGCAUCCAUCCUUUACAUUACAGCAAAUCAUUAAUAGUAAAAAGAAAUUCUGUGCAUCUAAAGAAUAUAGGAAAACCUUUAGACAUGGCUCACAGUUUGCUACACAUGAGAUAAUUCAUACCAUUGAGAAGCCCUAUGAAUGUAAGGAAUGUGGAAAGUCCUUUAGACAUCCCUCAAGACUCGCUCAUCAUCAGAAAAUUCAUACUGGCAAGAAACCCUUUGAAUGUAAGGAAUGUGGAAAAACCUUUAUUUGUGGCUCAGACCUUACACGACAUCACAGAAUUCACACUGGUGAGAAACCCUAUGAAUGUAAGGAAUGUGGGAAGGCCUUUAGUAGUGGUUCCAACUUCACUCGACAUCAGAGAAUUCACACGGGUGAGAAGCCUUAUGAAUGCAAAGAAUGCGGGAAGGCCUUUAGUAGUGGCUCAAACUUUACUCAACAUCAGAGAAUUCAUACUGGGGAAAAACCCUAUGAAUGUAAGGAAUGUGGCAAUGCCUUUAGUCAGAGCUCACAACUUAUUAAACAUCAAAGAAUCCAUACAGGUGAGAAACCUUAUGAAUGUAAGGAAUGUGAAAAGGCUUUUCGUUCUGGCUCAGACCUUACUAGACAUCAGAGAAUUCAUACUGGUGAGAAACCCUAUGAAUGUAAGAUCUGUGGGAAGGCUUAUUCUCAGAGUUCACAGCUUAUUAGUCAUCAUAGAAUUCAUACUAGUGAGAAACCCUAUGAAUAUAGGGAAUGUGGAAAGAACUUUAAUUAUAACCCACAACUUAUUCAGCAUCAAAAUUUGUACUGGUGAUGAGCCAGAAUAUAUGAAAUGUGUAGGGAGGCUUUUAAUUAUGGCUCAAAACAGAAUUUAUCUUGUUAAUAAUUUCCCUAGAUGGAAUAAUGUAGAAACAUUGUAUUUGUGGACUACAGCUUAUUCAGCCUGGGAAAAAUAAUGUUGGAGAAACACCCUAUGAUAGAAUAUAUUUUGAAAACCUUAACUAAAUGCUCACUUCUCUUGACAUCAGAUAGUUCAGUCUGUCGUACUGCAAAUGACAGCACUUUUAACACCUUUCUAACCUUCUUAAACAUCAGAGAAUUUUUGUAGAAAUGUAGUUCUGUGGUUUUCAUUUUUUCCUGUAAUUUGUCUAACUGUUACAUUCUUAAAAAUACCUUUAGUUCUGGAAGAAAUCACCUCUUUAUUUCUGAAGAUGGCUUAUUCUUUUCGUUCUUUAUAGCAUUAAGGCUUUCUUACUGUAAAAGUGUUCAUGAACAACAUUUUACUUAAUAGAGAUCCUUCAGUAUCUUCAUGGUGUUUUGUUGUGUUACUGUAAUAUCACUUAGGAAAUCCUACUGGUGGAUAUCAUAGUCUCCUCUAGAUAUUUUGCCAUAAUACGUGCCAAAAUACAAGUCCCUGAUGGACAUUCUCCGUAAGCGCAUAUUCAUAUCAUAUCGUUUAACUGCAGAAAUAAUGUGUGAAUAUAUUUUCCUUAUAAAAGAUGCAAACAUUACAAAAAGGCAAAUGUACCCUUUGACCAUUGUCUUGUGUCCAUUCCCUUCCCAAAGUAUAGUCUUUAUCAGCUUAUUGUUUAUUGUUGAUCACUUUUCUGUUUAUAUAUACAUGUGUGUCUCAGUAAACAUUAGAAAAUGGGGGAUAAUUAUAAUACCUACCUCAUAAUGCUUUGUGAGGGUUAAAUAAAUUAAGACCCGUAAAGUGCUUAGCAUUGUGCCUGACAUGAUAAAUGCAUACUCACUGAAUGUUA
Piliocolobus tephrosceles (Ugandan red Colobus) is the source of this 2341-nucleotide messenger RNA. It is a transcript of the gene ZNF566, whose product is annotated as zinc finger protein 566. Bases 142 to 1392 code for a protein of 416 amino acids. The record is from RefSeq and is a predicted model, not a curated record. The transcript is spliced from 5 exons. Gene Ontology annotation, biological process: regulation of DNA-templated transcription. Lineage: Eukaryota; Metazoa; Chordata; Mammalia; Primates; Cercopithecidae.